UACGAAAACAGGAAGGUUCAAGAUGGCGGUUGUCUGACGAUAGUUUUUGUGACGGAGCCGACGACAAUUUUUUUCCGGUGGACAGGUGGACGCGCCGAUUCUGACGACUAGCGGGACGCAGACCUUACCGAUGAACCUCGCCGGUCAAGGCGGGGACAACUCCGCCGGUCUCCUCUUCGUCAACUUCAACCAAGACUGCACAUCGUUGGCGGUUGGCUCGAAGACGGGAUACAAGCUUCACUCGCUGAAUUCGGUGGACAAAUUGGACGUGAUCUAUGAGAAUGCAGAAAGUGAGGAUGUGUGCAUCGUGGAGAGACUUUUCUCCUCCAGUCUGGUGGCCAUCGUCAGCCUCUCUGCACCACGCAAGCUCAAGGUGUGUCACUUCAAGAAGGGUACAGAGAUCUGUAACUACAGCUACUCCAACACCAUCCUGGCUGUCAAACUCAACAGACUCAGGCUGAUUGUUGCCCUUGAGGAGAGUCUGUAUAUCCACAACAUCCGUGACAUGAAGGUGUUACACACCAUCCGCGACACCCCGCCCAACCCCAUGGGGCUCUGCGCCCUCUCCAUCAACAACGACAACUGUUUCCUGGCCUACCCUGGCAGCGCUCAGAUAGGAGAGGUCCAGGUUUUCGACACAGUCAACUUGCGUGCGGUCACCAUGAUUCCGGCUCACGAUAGCCCCCUAGCGGCUUUACAGUUCAACGCACCUGGAACCAAACUAGCAACUGCUUCAGAAAAGGUUUGUCCAUCAGUAUAUGGUUACCUUUGCAGAAGGAAGACAUAAUAUAUUUCAACUACA
This is a messenger RNA of Branchiostoma belcheri (Belcher's lancelet), 802 nucleotides long. Its product is annotated as WD repeat domain phosphoinositide-interacting protein 2-like. The coding region runs from base 131 to 787 and encodes 218 amino acids. The record is from RefSeq and is a predicted model, not a curated record. Gene Ontology annotation, cellular component: cytosol; extrinsic component of membrane; phagophore assembly site membrane. Gene Ontology annotation, molecular function: protein binding; phosphatidylinositol-3,5-bisphosphate binding; phosphatidylinositol-3-phosphate binding. Lineage: Eukaryota; Metazoa; Chordata; Leptocardii; Amphioxiformes; Branchiostomatidae. The transcript has 6 exons. Gene Ontology annotation, biological process: nucleophagy; protein lipidation; protein localization to phagophore assembly site.